Molecule: messenger RNA, 1632 nt
Organism: Laccaria bicolor S238N-H82
Lineage: Eukaryota; Fungi; Basidiomycota; Agaricomycetes; Agaricales; Hydnangiaceae
Exons: 9
Coding region: 1-1632 (543 amino acids)
Source: RefSeq, a predicted model, not a curated record
AUGUCAAUUGCACUACAAACCACUUCCUCCGACGUCUUCCAUUGCAACGCACUUGACUGGAUCGCCGUCAGGACCCAGCACACCCAUCCAACAUCCCAGGCUAUCAUGUACCACUGCAAGGGAAUCGACGAGCCCUCCGAUGACUUCGAAGAGGGGAGAGUCGGGCACGAGGUUGCCUUACCCUGUCAACUCUCCCCCUUCGUCAAUCAGUUCCGCUAUGAGGCCUUUGUCUACAACCAUCCCGGGGUUACCCUUCCAUUCAUCCUUGGGUAUACUACUGGGUGCUUCAUAUUCUUUCACCUCAUUUUCUUCACUGGCUUCAGCCCAACGCCCGCACCAGCGAAAGGACGAGGAGCACAACAAGGAUUGCCGCCUCCCCCGAAAUCGGCUGCUGGUAAACGACAAACGAGUGUAAGCCCCAUGCCUAGGAAACGGUAUACCGUUGCGCUAGGAGGGCCGAUAACUGCGCCGCCGGAUGAGGACGAGUUUUCUUCAAAUGCUGCUUCUUUGUUCUAUACCACCGCCGCCAAUACCAAUGUGAAUCUCAAUACCCAUACGGAUUCCCCUGCUACUGCUCUUUUAUUGAAAAGGGUAGGCACACCACGAUCCUACUCCCGUGUGAUUGGGGGGUCUUUUUCUGUUUCUCCCGUAGGGGACGAUGAAGAUGACAAGAAGGAGGAGGAAGGAGCAGGUGAAUUCGGAGAAGGUGAAGAGACCAUCGGCAAAUCUAUCGGCAUCAAGCUCAAGAACGCGAAUGGGAGUCUGUCUUCCACCACCUCAAACUCGAUAUCACCUGGUGGACCUGGGGGUGGCGAUUACAAGUCCACCGCCACGACCUCACCAUCGCCAUCCACUCGUCGGAUCAGGGCGCAGAGUGCGUAUGGGUACGCCAGCCUCCUCCCUCCUCAGACUCCAUUACAGACUCCUACCAUGGGAACCACCGCGCCGCUAAAACCGAAGUUGAGGUCCCGCUCUUCUGAGCGGCUUUCCUCUGGUACCAGCUCCAUUGGGACGGGAGACGGGAUGAUAAGUGGUGGUCUUGGAGGAGGGGGUACCAAGUUCGUGGACCCUUUGUUGUUGAGGAGGCACCAGCAAAGUCAAGAGGGGUUACAGGUGAAGAUGCCCAUGCCGAAGCCGGUGGGGAAGGUUCCGAUUGGGCAGUUGGUUGCGUUUUUUGAUGGGGAGAAGGGGGGACAUAGGCCCUCCAAUAUUAUAACAGUGCUGAUGCUUGGAACGCCGGUUUCUUCCGGGUUUCAACCCAAAACGAUCAUUGCAACGGUGUUGACUCCUGCCAAGCCGGUUGAGAUCGAUAACAAACUGUUGGUUCUGAACCACCACCAUCUUGUUCAGAUGCUCGAGUGUGCGACUUGCGGGUCUACAUUCAAUUCCCAGCGUGCCCUCGGGGCUCAUAAAUCGACGUGUCAGAAGCCAAAAGAAAAGGUUAAUUGCCCAAGGGGGUUCAGGGAUCUGAAUGCUGGACCGGGGGUUGGACACUCUAAACAGAUGCCUGUGCAGUGUGGUAUUGCACUCAGGAUGCAAUGGCUUGGUAAAAUGGUUGGAUGUGAGACUCAACAGUACCACCUACAAUGUGUUGCAUUGGAGAUAGCCCCACGAAAUUGGGCAUGUGCCUGA